Molecule: messenger RNA, 574 nt
Organism: Moneuplotes crassus
Lineage: Eukaryota; Ciliophora; Spirotrichea; Euplotida; Euplotidae
Source: the annotation of a GenBank genome assembly
AUGUCGAUUAGUUUUAACCAAAAAGAUAAGCUAGUGCUUGCAAAACCAGCCAAGAAGGCCGGCCUUACCAGAUUGGACCUUACAAGAAUACUUGGAGAAUCUCAAAUUAGAAGACUAGGUUCUCCAAGUAUAAAAGCUUUAAGGAUUAAAUCAGGCAAGUUCCUCAAGCCAAUUAAACUUAAGAAGGGCUCAUGCAAGAAUGUGGUGAAUAAGGCUAAAUUUCAUAAAAGCCAAUUCAGAGUCAAGUCUAGAGCUAUUAAGAAUAUUCAUAAAGUGGAUCUGAACAAUUAUAAAAGCAAGAAGGCUGCUCCAAAGAAAUAGAACUAAUUCCAGAAUUCUCUGCAGAGACGAACGAAUUUUAGACAAAUGUGAACUGAUCCAUAGAAAACUACUUGAAAAAUUAAGCACAAAGAUGGAGCUAUCGAAGUACUGAAAUGGAAGAUUUUUCUCUCCCCAAUGCUUACAAAGGAAAAUAAUGAGUCCUAUGAAUAUGAAUAGAGCAUUACGGAGUCCAAAAGCCCAUAAGUUUCAAGCAACGAAGUAUCUCCCUGAGCUGAGCAUUCAAAGCAUUUAA